Molecule: messenger RNA, 6046 nt
Organism: Solea senegalensis (Senegalese sole)
Lineage: Eukaryota; Metazoa; Chordata; Actinopteri; Pleuronectiformes; Soleidae
Gene: tmem248
Product: transmembrane protein 248
Exons: 7
Coding region: 526-1545 (339 amino acids)
Source: RefSeq, a predicted model, not a curated record
UGCGCCUGGUCAGAUUUUGUAAACACGGCGAGCGCUCGUUCGUUGUCCACGUAAAUAACGUAUAUAUCAAUGUUUUGUAUUACCAGAGCGACGACUGUCGGGCGUAUGGUCUCUGUGAAUAACAGGGGGGCGUAUCUGUCGUCACACAUUGCCCCCUCUACGCAUUGCGCGGGUACGCGGAGCUGUCGGUAGGGAGGGAGUGAGGAGGAGGAGGAGGACGCAGAUAUAUUAUUGACGUUAUUCCAGGCAGUGCGCAGGACAUACCUCUCAUCAGGCCUGCGGUAAACUACAGCGCGAAGAAUGGGAAGGAGGCUACGCGGUGGGGUUAACGCCGAAAGCCUGGUCGCCUCCACCGAACACGGACUUUUGCUUUUAAGCGGUGUGUCCACUGGGAUCUAGCAGGCUAGCAGCACAGGCUAGCUCUGCAGCGAGGCUAGCGUGCUAGCAAAACUCCUGCCUUUAAUUUUUUUUGGCCCGCAUCGAAACUCUCAACUAUAGGAUCCGUCGCAUGCACAGAAAAAGAAAAUGGUUUACCUGUUGAACCCUAUAGAGAACCUGAGAAGCUACAUCAACAACCGUCCACCGCUGGUCAUUUUUAUGAUCAGUGUCAGUGCGGUGGCCAUCGCCUUCCUGACCAUCGGGUAUUUCUUCAAGAUUAAAGAGAUCAAGUCUCCAGAGUUGACAGAGGACUGGAACACGUUUCUGCUGCGCUUCAACGAGCUGGACUUCUGCGUGUCGGAGAACGAAACGAUAAAGCACGGCCUGAACGAGUCGACCACGCCCGAGAGCAUGGUGGUGACCAGCGGCCAGGCUCGAUCCAGCACCCAGGCCCCUCUCCUGCUGGAGGACUCGGGCCCCAUCAACAUCUCAGUCCCCAUCACACUCACGCUGGACCCGCAGCGCCCGUUUGGAGGCUACUCUCGCAAUAUCACCCACCUGUACGCCACAGUGCUGGGGCAGCAAGUUGGUCUUUCUAGCCGGGAAGCCCAUGAAGAAAUAAACAUCACGUUCACCCUGCCUUUAUCCUGGAACUCAGACGAGUGUGUGCUGCACGGACACUGCGAGCAGGUGGUGUUCAGCACUUGCAUGACCAUCACAGCGGCCAGCAAUAUCUUCCCAGUCACAGUGCAGCCGCCACACUGUGUGCCAGAGACGUACACCAACGCCACAUCCUGGUACAAGGUCUUCACCACGGUCCGUGACUCGGACACCAAAUACAGUCAGGACUACAACCCGUUCUGGUGUUACAAAGGAGCCAUCGGCAAGGUGUACCAUGCGCUCAACCCAAAGCUUACUGUCAUCGUGCCAGACGACGACCGUUCUCUCAUCAACCUGCAUCUGAUGCACACAAGCUACUUCCUGUUUGUCAUGGUCAUCACGAUGUUCUGCUACGCAGUCAUCAAAGGGCGCCCAGGCAAAGUACGACAAACCAACCCCGACUUCUGCCCAGAGAAGGUACAUCAGACACCAGCAGUGCUAUAUGACCUCAACAGGUGGCGCUGUCAGAGAGUUAAAAUGACGUCGGAGCGUUACGUCAGAACGUAACAGAAACACGGACAAACUCAAAGAAAAACGGAAGGAAUAAAAAUAAACAUACCAGUUGCCUAGUGAACCUUGGACUUUGGUACAAUAAAGGGACUCAAAAGCUCUGUGAAUGCAUUACUCUUGCAAUGUUGGGUUUCUCCAACCAAAGAUAUACAAGUGCCUGUAUGUGUGGUGUAAAUAUUUGUAGGAACUCUUAAUAUUCUGUGCAAGACCUGUUUGUUAUUUUCUUUUCUUUACUCUUCAUUGUUUUCAUUUUGGUUUAUUGUUAUUAUUUUGCCUGAAAUCCCUUGUGCCAUGUCGGAACAUGCAGUACGUAAACAAAGCAGAUUCAUCGGCAUUUAUCUCGUAGCCAGUUUUUUUUUCUUUCUUUGAAUCAAAACAAGAAGAAGGAAAAAAAAGGUUAGGGUUUUGCACAUUCUCAUGACCUUUAUCGCAGAUUUAGGUUGUGAUUAUUGUUUUUUUUUUUAGUUUACAAAUGAGAUUUCCGAAGUAUUUUUGACCUCCCAUGAUGUUUGAAGUUGUUUCCAAAAAUGUCCAGAAUGUUGGAUUUGGACCUUCGCUUUGUGGAAGAUUGUCGUGUUCGCAACAAAUGUUCGGAAAGGGGGCGGAGCUUGUUUCUAGCAUGCAGCACUCACCCGCUACCUCACGAUGAAUGAAAUCCAGAAGGAGCUGGCAGAACGUUCUUUAAAGAACUGCAUCUUCCUUUUUCCAGCAGCCAUUUAGUCUCUUUUUCUUCAAGCAAGAUCGAUUUAUUUCUUUUAAAAAGUUUGGAUUUCAACACUCAUCGCAAAUACUAGUUUUUUCCUGUAAAUGUUUGUUUACAGACUUGAACAGACAUUCUCUGGAGUUUGCCGAUCAUUUAUGACGAGUGUAGUAGUGUAGAGUUUGCAACAACAGGCAAGAAUUUAAUUAGUUUCAAUUGAAUUACAGCUACUGCAUCGUGUUUAUAUGUUACAUGUCAUGUCAUUUAGCAGACGCUCAACUGACGCUGUUCAGUCCGUUCUCAGCCCGGGCUAAAAAAUAUAAUGAAAAUAAUAGAUGCUUCCUGUGCGCUGAAGAAUACAACAACAGGGAUUAAAAACAUUGCGAAAUUAAGGAUAUGAGGAGACCGAUUUUACCCCCAUGACUGCUUGAAAACUAGAAAAAGGACGGUCGUCCAACUGAACGUCAAAAUCUAGCUGCGAAACCGCCAACCUGAAAGAGGGGAGUUUCGCCCCCUUGUGAAUUACAAUAAAUGUUUCCCCUCGACUUAGAAACUGGAAAAAGAAGAACCACAGUCCAACUGAGCGUCAAAAUGUAGCUCAGAGACGUCUGAGAGAAAUUGGCUCCAGACGUUCUCCAUAGUUUGCGUAGUGCAGACAAAUGUCUUGAGCGACUUUAGUGGAUUUUUUUUGUGUUUUACAUCCAGCCCUUUUUGGACAAUCUCUGAAAAUUCUUAAACACCUGCUCGAGGAUGAGAUGCUUUUGUUAAAUCUUUAGUUUGGGCAUUUUUGAGCUUUUUGAGGGAGGAGAAUGAAUGUCGCGAGUAUUUAGCUGUCUUUUUUUUUCAUGUCAGUAGCAGCAAAUUAAGCUGCGUAGUAACCUGUGGUUUGUGUUGAUCAUUUGUUUUCAGUGUUGUUGUCACUCUUAAAGUAUGAUUUUCUGCAACACUUGCAAAUCUAGUUCCAGUUUCUCGACUUCCACGUUCAAUAACAGUCUCUUUUUUUGUUGCACCAAAAUACGAUCUUGCCUUACCGACUGUACGACGUGAUUUACUUCCACAGCCGUCCUUUUCUUUUCGUUCUUGUUAUUCCACUUCUGAUGAGCCUGUGGUUUUGAACUUUUCUUCUGUUUGGUUGUAAAUAUCACAUGGCCCUUUUUUUUUUUCUGUUAAUUUUUGCUCUGCUUUGAAAUGACUUGUGCUUUUUAUUUUUAAGCAGCUCAAUACCAGUUGCACGUUUUCCAAGUGUUGGCAAAGUUUGUGCACCUUCAGAUUUCUUGCACAUUUUGUUAAUUAAACCCCCACAAAAUGCAAAAGAAAUUAAGUCACAUGUAAACCAGUUGGACUCCUGAAACAUAAUUAUAAGUUAGCAUAUCAUUUGUUUGUAUAAAACUUAAUAUAUUUACCGCAUUAUAAGUUAACGUUUGUUAUUUUUCCACUGCAACAAAAUGUGCAAAAACUCACUCGGUGUGUGGAUGUGGGUGUUCAGUGAGUUGGGUUGAAGGAAGGCGGUUUUAGGCUGUGCUUCUCUAGAAGAUUUUUCCUGCGUGGCGAAGCAUCUCGAUGCAUUUUACGUGUUUUUUUUGGGAACACUGCAUGGCCGAAUUGACAAUCACGUAACACGACCCUAGUAGACUUGCGCAUCAGGGUCCUGUCGUGUCCCACUUCACCAUUCCUACCAAAGAAGAAGAGAAUGAUGCUACAGCUCCCUUCGGACACGUCUGGUCCGAGCGGCCCACCGCUGAAAGGCCCGUCGGAGCAGAGUCGGGGUGUCAGCCGGUUCAGGGGUCACCAGGUCGAGUCUCGGAUGACUUUCCUUGGCGACUUCUUCUCCUUCUUCUUCUGUUGUCGAAGUGUUUUUUCUGCUUGGUGAGGCGGGUUUAUACUCCCACGCGCACCCAACGCAGUCUUUGCGCACAGUUCCAUGGAAGUAUACCAGGGGCUUAAAAGUGAGCUAUAUUUGACGCAGAUGCUUUAAAAUUUGUGAGCUUAAGAAAAAUUUAAAAAUAACUAGAGAAUGAAUAACAAUCUAAAUCCGCCUUUAAUAUAUUAUUAUUACUAUUAUUAUUAUUAAGUAUUGUUUUUUUUUUGUUUCAGUAGCGAUUGUUGAUAGAUGUGAUUUACCUCUGUGUUAUAUUUCUGUUCCAUAUUUAAAGUACCUGUUGAAUGUACUUUUUUAAUAAGAAGCAUAAUCUGAAUCUUGAGAUGCAGGAAUUCCAAGUGAUUUUGAAAAUAUGAUGUAGUUUAUUCUUAUUGGGUUUUUUUUCAGUUUGAAAGGCUUUACUUGAAUUAUGUUUUAGUUCAAGUGGAAUUCAUUCACGUAACGUUUUAUCUUUUUUUCCUUUGUGACACACGGAUGAAUCCGUUGUCAAACUGUUGUAUCAGACACUUUGUACAUGUGUUGAUUGAAUUGUUUUGUGUGUCUGCACACGCACGUGUGUGUUGGUGAAUGAGUGAUUUUUUUUUCUUUGUGAAUGAUGCUGGGACAAGUCUUCCAAAGUCUUUGAUUUGCAUCAUAUUUGAGCUUGCAUGUGUUGCCUUCACUGUCAUCCUCUGUGUCCCGACUCUUUUUGGAAGAUGUGGCUCUUCCGGCUGGACGUUGUCAGUCGGGAAGUUGAAGAUGUGAAAGAAAGAUGCCAUACUGUUGCCAAACUGCGACAUUUAAAGGGGCUACAUAUAAAAAGAAAGGCGUUUUUAAUUCAAAUAAUUGUUGCAAAAGUUUCAGGCCUUACCCACAUGGAAACAAAACUCCCGAUACAAUUGUUUUCUUUUUCGUUCUCAUGAAGUUUUCCAUAAAUAUGGCAUCAUUUUGUUGGGGCUAUAGUGUUUUCAUUUCCCCAAGUUGCAAAUUGGUUGUAUCCAUGAAAAUGGGUUUGUUUGGUUUUUUGGGGGGGCUUUUGGAGGGUUUGAAAUAUAGUAUUUGAAAUAUAACCUUUUGUAGAUUCUCCUCAAAGCGUUCUUACAUGUACAGGCCCCUAAAACCCGCCUUUACACCAAAGUGGAAGUGUGUCUGCUCCAAGGUACAGCAGCAGCAGCUCGAUGUGAGGAGAUGACAAUGCCAAACAUUGUAUGCGUCGUUAAACAUCCACCGACGUUCGCGAACCUUGGCUCUAACUUUUCUGUUUAAAUCAAUAUAAUCUGUUUUCUCUCGUACUCUCCACGUUCAGCUGUCGAUUCUUUUUUAAAAGAUUUAAUUAAAUUAUAAGUACAUUUUAUUAAAAUUUAACCAGUUUCUUACAUGUAGCCCCUUUAAUGUCGAUGACCUCCAUUUUUUGCAUCUUUUCCCUUGAUUCUUUUUUUGUUUUGUUUCCGUCUUUGCGCAUCUAAAUGCAAAAUGCCUUAACAUUGUACGGUUUCAUUUGAAUUUUUCACACACUGUAAAACGCUUUUCCGGGCAGACGCGCCGUCACCUCUGAGCUAAACUAACGACCACGCUUGCUGUUGUAGUUUUGAAUCGACUCCACUAUAUCACUUAAGGACUGGAGUGAAAACAGUGCAGCAUCAUCAUACUCAGCCUGAUAUGUCACGGCAAUCGUCUCCAGUACUCGGCAGCGGCGGCCAUUUCAUGUCACCUCCAUUAUCCGUUCUGUCACAUUAGCAGCGCUUAGGCAAGUAUUAAGCCAACUCUGUGCCUUUCUGCACUAUCGAGCUGCAUUCUCUUCCCCAUACAUACGGUAAAUAGGACCAUAGGUUUAAUGUGGCUAUAAGAUUUAAGUCAUUUGAAUCCUCUUCCUCCCCAGUGGAACUGCUGUAAAUGAAUAAAGUUCAAAUAAACUGUCUCUAAAUGAUAAAUAAAAAUUA